AUGGAAUCCUCCAGCGGAUCGAACUUUGGAAUAGACACUAUUUUAUCCAACGCUACUAAUUCAGUUAACACUGCGCUAAUGAACGGAGAUUUCCGCCUCGGUGACAGCAGGACAGCGGAUUUCAGCCGGAGCCAGGCCACCCCGUCACCUUCAUGUUCGGACAUAGACACGGUGGGAACGGCCCCCUCUUCCCCCAUCUCGGUCACCAUGGAGCACGCCGAGCCGCAUCUGCUCCAAGACAGCCUACCGCACCACCACCACCACCACAACCAACCAGGGCGUUUGCAGCUAUCGCCCCAACCGCAGCAGCUAGGGGCCGGGGCCGGGGCCGGCUGUGCCCCCAGGACUGCCACCUCUUCGUUUUUAAUCAAAGACAUUUUAGGCGACAGCAAACCCCUGGCAGCGUGCGCACCUUACAGCACCAGCGUACCGUCACCCCAUCACACCCCCAAACCAGAGAAUGCCAGGGACGGUGGGGACGGCUUCAGGCCGAAGUUGGAACAAGAUGAAAACAGGAGCAAGUUGGACAAAAGAGACGAUAUGGAAAUGAAAUGCAACGGUAAGCGAAUAUUUAGGUUACACUUAGGCCUAUAUAGAAAUGUUUUGUAUGCUUUUUUAUGGUUUAGUUAUUGGAUGACAUAAGUGAGGUUUUCAGUGUACCUAAAAACGUGCUUUUUAUUGGGUAGGCUGUCAUAGUAGGCUAAUGUUGUGCAAAAUACAUACAAACCUCACAUACAAAGCCUAUUUGUGUUGAAUUGUCUUUGCCUAAAAAAGUUGAUAGUAGCCUAGCCUACAUAAAUAUUUUAUUGGAAGAUAACCAUUAAAUUGAAUAGGCCAAUUGCGCCAAUAUGCCUAAUAGUUCAACAGUAAUAGUAACAAGAAGAAGAAUACUUUUAUUUGUAAUAUAUAUUUUACGCACAUGGAAAUUCAAAGUCACAUUAUAAUGCUAUUUAGUAGGCUUUUUAGGUUGGUAUAAUUAUUUUAAAGCUAAAACACAGUGUACAAUAUAGGCUAACUGCCUUGAAUGUAGACCACGUUGUGUAUAUCUUUCAAAGGCUGUCUUAUUAGACAAUGAUAUUAAAGGGUUGAUUUUCAGUUGCCCUUUUUUAUUAGCAUAACAGAAUCGAAAACAGAUGUAAGGCUGGCGCGAGAUGUUCCCGGUGCGCUAGCCUCCCUUGUGUGUCAAUUAGAGAGAUUAUUGUUCUUCCUAGAGGGCGGAUCACGAGCACUGCAGAAACUGCUACAAAUAGAGAUGGAUUGACAUAUCGAUUUCCCAGUUUUACUGCUAAAAACUUAAGUUGACAAAUACAGUCCGGAUUUCUUAUUGGCCGUAGAUUAUUUUUUUUUGCUGGCUGUCUGACAAAUGAAGUGCUUCAGUUUCAACUCGAUUGCUCAGCUUUAUAAAAUAGUAUUGUAAGAGGUUCAAAGUUUUAAACCAACUGUUUAUUUCAAUUGAUUUCAAUUUUUCAUACAUAUUUUGACCUUAUUUUGGCUCAGAACUAAUAGGACAUUUAUUUGUUGCUAAUUUAUUUUCAUUGACCCAUUGAACCAUAAAGGCUUAAAUUAGGCCUAUAUAAAAACUGAAAUUAUUAUCCACUUAUUCUUUUUCCCAUUCAGGAACAAAAGAAGAGCAUGAACGGGAAAUUUCAAGUAGCAGAGAUAGUCCUCAAUCACGGUCAAAAAAACCUCGUAAAGCACGGACGGCCUUUUCAGACCAUCAACUCAACCAACUCGAGCGAAGCUUCGAGCGCCAAAAAUACCUCAGUGUGCAGGAUCGCAUGGACCUCGCGGCAGCACUCAACCUGACCGACACACAGGUGAAAACCUGGUACCAAAACCGACGGUAUGUCACACCUAUUAUAGAACAUCAUUAUCUUCACAAUGUUUUUGUUUUUUAAUCAUCUCUAUUAUUAUUAGGCUAUUAUUAUUAGUUUAUGUUUUUAUUAUUACACUCGUUUUAUUGGUGGUGAUGUUAUUUACAUGAAUAUAGCCUACUAAUAUUAAUGUUAUACCAUUUUAAUAAUUGUAGUAAUGUAAGCCUAUAAUAAUACUAUAUAAGGUGGAUGCAUGUGCUGUCUUUUACUUAAUUUCGUUAGACUGGAAUAUAAUUAAUAGGAGUUGGCCUGUGGUUGAUGUGCAGUUAAGUGUAUUUUUUUGUAUUAGGCUUUUGUUGUCUUUAAAUGCAGGCCCAUAACGUGCAUGGAUUUCAGACAAUUAGGACUACUGAACAGAUAGAAUCGAAUAGAAUAGAAUACAGUACAAUAGAAUAACUUUAGAACAGAUCAAGAGGAAUAGUUAAACAGGUCUAAUCAAAAUGGUUGCCAUGGACCCAGACACAUAAGGAUAUUUAUUUACAAGAUUAACCCACACAGUUUUAUUACAUGGUAUUGGUUAUUGAAAUACACAUCAAUCUUGGGUUAUAAAAGUCUGUCUGAACAAUCGCUACAUGAUGUUGACAAUGCACAAUUUGCCUCUCCGGCAUCAUUGUUAAGAAUCCCCAAAUGUCAGCCAAGAUUAGUGUUAACAGCGCCGGCGCCGACAUAGUAGCCAAAAAAAUACAGACACAACCCAAUAUAAUGACAAAAUAUGGUAUGACUGCAAUCAUUUUAAAAUCCUGCAGUUUUCUUUCUCCUUCAAUAUAGCCAAUAUUAAUACAACGCCUACGUUUUUAUAAAUUAUUGUAUAGGCCUAAAUAGGCUAUAGCCUACCAUCUUAAAGUUAGCCUGCCAAUGUUUACAGUGCACUUGGUGAGGCCUAGCGAGAAGGAUCAAGUGAGGGAGUAAUGAUCUGAAAUUAAUCUAUAAUCUUAUCAACUAAAUAUAGGCACUGCACUGUGCACUUGAAGUAGCCUAACUUUUCUUGGAUGUGUCCUUUCCUAGGCUAAUUAAAGGCAUAACCACCGAUUCAUGCUGCAAAUAAUUAGACCUCACCAAUUAAGGGUCCGUUUGGGGAAUUCUCAGAGUCUGAACCAGUUAAAUAAUUGAUUUGUUGUAUUUUGAUCUGAUUUCAGGACCAAGUGGAAAAGACAGACAGCGGUCGGAUUAGAGCUACUGGCUGAAGCCGGAAAUUAUUCCGCCUUACAAAGAAUGUUCCCGUCGCCCUAUUUCUACCACCCGAGCUUGUUGGGCACAAUGGACAGCACAACAGCAGCCGCCGCGGCCGCAGCAAUGUACAGCAGUAUGUACCGGACUCCGCAGCAACCACAUCCCGGUCUCCAGAGGCCUCUUGUCCCGAGAGUACUCAUCCAUGGCCUUGGGCCGGGGGGCCAACCGGCAUUGAACCCGCUGGGUAACCCCAUGCCCGGCACGCAGCAUCAGCGGUAGAAACAACAACAAGACGAUUCCAUAAAAACAGUUUUAACCUGGUCCACAUGUGAUGUGACUAACUGCGCUGAACGAACGAUGAAAAAUACAUUUGAAAAAGACAAUAUAUAAAAGACAACUUUACAGAAGAAGUAAAAGGAGGUAAUAUUGAAUAUGACGGAGAGCCAGUAUUGACGUAGGCCUAACCACGAACUGUCUGCAGCAUCGAGUCGAGGCCAUGACAGAAAAAGGACUGUUCAUAUGUCUGAUUGAAUGUUUGUUAGUUUUUUUUGUACAAAUACACUUAUACUAGCGAAUAAACUUAUAAAGUUUAUUAGAUGGAGAGAAAGGGUUGAAUAAAG
Coregonus sp. 'balchen' is the source of this 3664-nucleotide messenger RNA. Lineage: Eukaryota; Metazoa; Chordata; Actinopteri; Salmoniformes; Salmonidae. The record is from the annotation of a GenBank genome assembly.